Messenger RNA from Coregonus clupeaformis (lake whitefish), 8322 nucleotides. RefSeq names its product glutamate receptor interacting protein 2a (gene grip2a). Bases 2513 to 5749 code for a protein of 1078 amino acids. NCBI's taxonomy places the organism in Eukaryota, Metazoa, Chordata, Actinopteri, Salmoniformes, Salmonidae. The transcript is spliced from 24 exons. Gene Ontology annotation, biological process: neurotransmitter receptor transport, endosome to postsynaptic membrane. The record is from RefSeq and is a predicted model, not a curated record. Gene Ontology annotation, molecular function: protein binding.
CUCUACAAUUUCUUUACUAUUCUGGAACUUUUGAAAAGCUAGGUUGUGUUCAGAUUCUCUACCCGUUCUCCCAUAGUGUGUAUUUGUUUAUGCCCCCCCUCAAGGAUUUAAAAGCAAUGGAUGAAAGCAUGGGUGAGGGAGAUUCCUGACACCAGUCCCUCACUUUUAAAUCCAUAAGAGGGGCGUUCACACUGGGGGUAAAGGGUAGAGAGUGGAUCUGAAGCACUGGUGGAGCCCUACAAGGGCAUUACUUUUAAGCCCGAGCCCUCUACCCAUGCUGGUGACGUUCCCUACCAAGGGCCGAUUGCUUCUGCCGAAUGUAAGGCCCGGACCUGCCCCAAAUCAGAUAUGUCCUCCUCAGUUAGUAAAUCCAUUAGCUACUCCUGUCUGUCACUUGCUCCCUGCAUGCGCUCUGCUAGUGGCAGCUCUGAGUAACCAUAGCAAUGGCUCUGCUUGGGCUGCUCAGGGUAGAGACAUGAGUGUUGUUAGCUACUUUUAGUCACUAAACUCCCAACUCAAGGAACAUAAUUUUCUGUGAAACAAUCUGUCCUAUAUUUGACGAGGUUGAAGCACUUCAGACACAAUGUUAUGAUCUUAGUCAGAUAUUGCUGUACUGCACAGCGGAGCACGAGCAAAUGACUCAGCUUCAAAAUGUGAUACCCGAGCCCUGCCCGUACCCUAGUUAUGAAAAAAACAGGCCCUACCUGGCCCUAACCCGAUGUAUAAUGUCGGGCCUGCACCGCUGAGUUAGCAUUGGUGCAGCGGGUUCUGAGAUUUCUCUGAUAAACAAUUGAAGGUGUAACGUUCCAGUGCACCUUUGUGUGAAGGGGGCUAUGAAGGACUUCCGUUGGUUAGCUCAAAGUUUUUAUUCAAGUAACACUUUUUCACACCCAAUCUUACAUAUAGUCCUACCUGUUAAGAGUACUAUAGAUCAGACCUGGUUGUAUCUGUAUGAAUUAUGGUAAAGUAAUAUCUCGGAAGCUGUGCAAUGCAGGAGCUCAUCUGAGAAAUCUAGUCUUACAAUACAACCCCAAAAAAAUACUGUCAGACCACAUUUGUUUUGUAGAAUAUUUCAAUAUCGCACUGGUGUCCUGUGAUCUGUCUGCAGCACAAUGGGCAUUUUAGACAAGCGUCUAGACUGUAACUAUGGGAUAGCACUGUACUUGGCCCAAGCACAUGCAUCAGUGUGUUUGUUGUCCUUCAGCCUGUCAUGCUGGCAUCCUUGCCAACACCCUGUAAUGAUCCAGGCUGCUCCUUAUCCACGUUCUGACAACAGGAUCUAGAACAAAAACAAUGGAGACUUGUAUGAAAAAAUUAGACAUCUGCAACUUCCAUCUGAUAUGUUCACAACAGUGAUUUAUUAUGAGGCUCAAAGACGAUGGAUGGUUGGAUACUAUUUGGGAUAUUUGAAGAUCUAGAAGGAAAUGUUAAUUGAUUUUUUUUGUCAUGUCUGGCAAUCAAAACGAACUACUCGAUCAUCAUGAACGCGAUAUAAAUUUAACCAAUUUAGCCAAUGGUUUAAAACCCAUCGGAAGAGACCAAAACCAGAUUCUUUCCAAUCAAGAUUAAUCUUGAUUAAUUUGAAAAUAUAUUCUAAUUUAAGAAUUAACAUAGCUUUGAAGAAUAUGCUGAAUGUAUUAGAUGAAACCGAAGCAGUUUGCUUUCUUCUACACAUAAAUUACUUUAAUGUAUUGUCUGCGUAUAACAGCUGUAUUUUGGGCCUCAUACAUUUAAGUAAUUUAAUGCAGACAACCGCAUACAGUAUUGUUAGAAUUACAAAAAUGCACAAUUGGGUUUAGAUGCUGCUCGUAAAUCAUGCACAUUCAUUCUGCAACUCUGAAAUGCUAUGAUUUGGGUAGCAUGAAUAAAUAGCCAGUGUCGUCUACCGCCAGCCUCCUGGGGUGAAAGUUUCCAUUGCGUUCUGGCAGGCAGGCUGUGCCAUCUCUGCAGCCUUUAGCUCCCAUCCAUCUGUUCAUGUAAAAUACACUGCCAGUGAUGCAAAGCAAACACAAAAUAACAUACAUUAUAUUUAUGUUAUCAUACCUGGAAUGAAUAGUAUUGGUUUGCAUCUUCAGGUUUUUGUUUUCAUGUAGUUUUAACGUCACGUGUGUGUGUUGCAAGAGAGACAGACACUGAUAGGUUAUAAAUAUGCAUAGGUUUAUGCAUAUUCAUGAUCUUUUAUUUUUCCUAGGAUCCUUUUUGUCCGUAUUCUACGUCUUGUGUUUUUUGGCUGAUUCAGACACACCUGAGAAUGUUGGAACUCCUCCAGUUAGGGUGGGGAUUGUGGAGACAUCAGGACAGAGCUAGAAGAAACAGUGUGAGGUAAACAGAGAGCAAUAGAAAGGAGAAAGGUAAUUAUGUUUAUACUUCCAGUGACUAGAGAAUGAACACGGUAGGCAGAGUGAUAUGUGGUAAGGGAUGCACGGCCAACCCAAAGCUCUUCACCCUGGCCUUCUCUUAGACAGAUUCCAUGAGGAAAGGAUGAGCGUGGGGAGGAGGAGGAAAGAGGAGGAUGUUCUCCUUUUCACUCCGGUGUCGACUCGGGAUCAUCAGAGGGAGGACCAAAGAUGACGGGCCCUACUCUAAGGGCAGCAAGGACUCUGGAGGGACCGACCAUGCCUCCAGGAGACGCAGUAUUGCAGAAGACUACCGGGGCGUGACCACCGUGGACCUGAUGAAGAGGGAGGGCAGUAGCCUGGGCCUCACCAUCUCCGGGGGGUGCGAUAAGGACGGCAAGCCCAGAGUGUCAAACCUGCGGCCAGGUGGGCUAGCUGCCAGGAGUGACCAGCUGAAUGUGGGAGACUACAUCAAGUCUGUGAACGGCAUCAACCUGUCCAAGCUCCGCCACGAUGAGAUCAUCAGCCUGCUGAAGAACAUAGGGGAACGUGUGGUUCUGGAAGUGGAGUACGAACUACCUCCCUUUGUCCAGAACGCUCCCUCAGGUGUCAUAGCUAAGACCAUAGAGGUGUGCCUAUACAAGGAGGGCAACAGCUUUGGAUUCGUCAUGAGAGGAGGGUUCCAUGAAGACUGGCACAGGUCUCGUCCUCUGGUAGUGACCUACGUACGGCCCGGGGGUCCUGCUGAUAGAGAGGGCACACUGAAGGCUGGUGACCGCAUGCUGAGCGUGGACGGGAUGCCCUUAAACCGAGAGAAGCACGCUGAUGCCCUCACUAUGCUGAUGCAGUGUAGCCAGGAUGCCCUGUUCCUGAUUGAGUAUGACGUCUCUGUCAUGGAGUCGGUGCAGCAGGCCUCUGGCCCCCUGCUGGUGGAGAUAGUGAAGUGUCCUGCAGCCAGCCUGGGUGUCAGCCUGGCCACCGCAGUGAACAGGAACAAACAGGUCAUCGUCAUCGACAAGAUCAAACAGGCCAGUGUGGUGGAGAGGUGUGGGGCAUUGCAUAUAGGUGAUCUCCUCCUGUGUAUAGAUGGGACCAGUACUGAGCACUGUUCCCUGAUGGAGGCCACGCAGCUGUUGGCCCAAACCUCUGACAUUGUCAAAUUGGAGAUCCUGCCAGCCAAUCAGAGCAGACUUCCCAUGAGACCUCAAGACACAGUGAAAGUGGAGAAGAGCAACCUUCACCAUUGGGACCCCACUGUCAACUACAGCCACACCCAACACUGCAAGACAUGGAGCAGUCCCAGCCACCCACUCAACCAGCAGGACCACUGCACAUCCACCUCAGGGUACAGCAGCAGCCAGGGCAGCAGCACCCUACCCUGCCCCAUCCCCCCCGCCGCCCCCACCACCAGCCCCCGAAGCACCACACACAAGAGACGCCAGCGGAGGAAGGAGCACAAGAGCUCACUGUCCCUAGCAUCCAGCUCAGUGGGCCCUGGGGGGCAGGUUGUUCAUGUGGAGACCAGCGAGGUCAUCCUGAGGGGGGAUCCACUCACAGGGUUCGGGGUUCAGCUGCAGGGGGGUGUUUUUGCCACAGAGACCCUGUCCGCUCCCGCAGUCAUCCGCUUCAUCGAGCCUGACAGCCCUGCCGAAAGAUGUGGGCUGCUGCAGGUGGGGGACAGACUCCUGUCCAUCAACAGAAUCCCUACAGAGGACGGAACACUGGAGGAGGCCAAUCAGCUACUGCGAGACGCCGCUCUGGCCAAUAAGGUCACCCUGGAGAUUGAGUUUGAUGUAGCAGAAUCAGUGGUUCCCAGUAGUGGCACAUUCCAUGUAAAACUGCCCAAGAGGAGAGGAGUGGAACUUGGCAUCACCAUCAGUGCAAGCAAGAGACCCGACAAACCUCUCGUCAUCUCUGAUAUCAGGAAAGGAAGCAUAGCCCACAGGACGGGCACGUUGGAGCCAGGGGACAGGCUGCUGGCCAUCGAUAACGUGCGUCUGGAGAACUGCACCAUGGAAGAUGCCAUGCACGUGCUGCAGCAGGCAGAGGACAUGGUCAAGCUCCGGAUCCAGAAGGACGAGGACAACGCUGAUGAGCUGGAGAUGUCUGGUUCCAUUAUCUACACGGUGGAGCUGAAGCGUUACAACGGCCCGCUGGGUAUCACCAUCUCAGGCACAGAGGAGCCCUUUGAUCCCAUCGUCAUCUCAGGCCUUACCAAGAAGGGCCUGGCCGAAAGGACUGGUGCCCUCCAUAUAGGGGACCGUGUCUUGGCCAUUAACUGUGUGAGUCUGAAGGGGAAACCCCUGAGUGAGGCCAUCCAUCUACUCCAGAUGGCCGGAGAGACUGUCACCCUCAAGAUCAAGAAACGGCAAGAUGAAUCGGAUGGGCACCAGACGUCGGAGCAGGCAGGGUUCCUGAGCGACACAGAGGAUGAGCUGACUGAUUCCCAGAAGACCAGUAAACAUUCAGGGGUGUACUCUGCCACCGUGCCCAGCGUGGACUCUGCCGUGAGCUCCUGGGAUGGCUCCGGCAUCGAUGCUGACUACGGCAGCCAAGGAACGUAUCUCCACAGAGCUGCAGAUUUGACUUUCCAGCCUAAUGAGUGGAGACGCACCAAACCGCCCAGGUCCCACCUCAACAGCAUCUCCACUGGCCUCACCGGCCUUAACCACCACUCCCACCUCUACGAUGGGAGAUACACUGAGGAUGACUGGGAUAAGGCUGCUGGAUACGCCAGUCCCCCUAGUUGUCAUGGCACCCUAAAACAGGAGGACAGCUUCUGGUCCCAGGCGCUGCAGGACCUAGAGACCUGCGGCCAAUCGGAGAUACUCAGGGAGCUGGAGGCAUCCAUGACGGGCAGCACUCUCAGCCUGUAUCUGGAAGAGACGAGGUCCCAGGAAGACUCAGUGCUACAGAGCAGAAUCAGUCCUGUGAAGAGGGGUCCCAUUCAUGACGAGCCCAAGACCAAAAGCAACCUGCAGAGGUCCAACAGGACCAGGGACACACCACCCGGGGGGACAGGGGAGCCCCAGGAGACCACCUCUCCUACAGCCCUGGAACUACUGAAGGUGACCCUGAGGAAGGACCCAGACUGUGGAGACUUUGGCUUCAGUGUGUCAGACGGCCUCCUGGAGAAGGGUGCCUAUGUCAACAUGAUCCGACCAGAUGGUCCUGCCGACCAGGCUGGGUUGAAACCCUACGACCGCAUUCUGCAGGUGAACCGAGCAAGGACCAGAGACUUUGACUGCUGCCUGACUGUCCCCCUCAUCACUGAAGCAGGAGACAGCUUGGACCUGGUUAUCAGCAGGAACCCCCUGGCACAGGCAGAUAAUGGGCCGCCUCAGGACUGCGAGGACCCCUCUGAUUCACUGUUCGACUUCCCAUAUUACAGGACCAACAGUAUCGCCCUGUGACCAAGGUCCAGGUGGAAGAUUAUGGACUAAUAGGCACUGCACAUUACACACACAUUUUGUUUUAUCAUAUCUCUUGUACACACACUUUCACACAAAACCACAUUCACACGUGAGCAUACAUGUGUAUGUGAAUAUUCACACAGACACACACUCCUUCACACUGUGACCAGUGUUAGUCAGUCUAUUCAUGUGAUGUAGAGCAGAGGAGACUCUGUCAGGCUCCUAGGGCUGUUCUGGAAAAACCACAUGUAGUUACGUAACAGCUUCUGGAUGGCAACACUAGCGUUGCUCAACUCUUGCAGAAAUCCCAGAGAAACACAAACCUCUCAGAGAAGCAGGCAUGUUCGGGACACCACCACCACCGCAUUUUUUUUUGGUGUGUGUGCAAUUGACCCUCUGUGACCUCUUGCUGGGGAUUGGUGCAGUUACACGUGAACACACUUGACACACAAACGUGGGCACAUGCUGUGCUGGACUAUUAUUUAAGCCAUGUGUUGGCUGGCUGCCUUCUCCUUCCAGCUCCCUGGCCCACACUGCCAACCCCAAGCACAAAACAGCUAGCUAGCGCCUCCAAAUAGAUAGAAUGCUAAACUGUCCCUCACUGUUACUUGCCAAGUAUUGCAAACAUUUCUAUUUUAGAUCCCCCAACUCUAUCCCGAAGUCUAAAAUGUUUGUGGAAAUGGACUAGUUGACUCAGGUCCACGUUUUAUCCCUGUUGUGUUAUUAAAUGGCCGUCAUGUGAAGGACAAAUACUUACCAAGGACUAUUUUAUCACACCUCCUGCUUUGUUCACAACAAAAGUUACAUUUCAGAAUGUUUCUUUCUCUCAUUACAUUUCUCACACCGUGUUAAUAGGUACUGGAUAGACUGGGAAGAAAUGUAAUUCAUUACUUUUUGGGAUAAGUGUUUUUGUUUCUCAAGGUUCUUGUCAACAGCUUUAUAUAAUCAAGUUCACUGUAUUUCUUACACCAAACCACACUGUUUUUGUUUGCAUGCACUAGUAGUUUACCUAAAUCAGAUCCAUGCACUAGUAGUUUACCUAAAUUAGAUCCAUGCACUAUUAGUUCACCUAAAUCAGAUCCAUGCACUAGUAGUUCACCUAAAUCAGAUCCAUACACUAGUAGAUCACCUAAAUCAGAUCCAUACGCUAGUAGAGCACCUAAAUCAGAUCCAUGCACUAGUAGUUCACCUAAAUCAGAUCCAUACAGUAGUAGAUCCCCUAAAUCAGAUCCAUACACUAGUAGAUCACCUAAAUCAGAUCCAUACGCUAGUAGAUCACCUAAAUCAGAUCCAUGCACUAUAUUUACAUGUUUUAUCACUCACGAUUUUAUUGUAUUAUACCGCUAAUGGUGAUACUGUCACAUUCUUUAUAUUGAAAAGCUUUGUCACCCACUCUAAAGGAGUGUUCCUUAUCAUAAACACACUCUACUUGAUUCUGUUGUUCCAGGUCCCGUCUCUCCUCUUUAGAUUUCACCCUCAAUAUCAGGAUCUCCUACAUGAGGCCAGGAGUUUUUCCUGACUAGGAAAACCUCCUGGCCCUAGUCCUAUGUAUACAUGUUUCAAAAGGCAUUAUACCAGAGUAUCAACUCUCAGGAGUACAGGGUGUGGUUUCCCCACAAACAGACUCUUAAGUGAAUGACGUCACCUGCCAAAUGUGGAAUAAAAUACAUUUCAAUUGAGAUGAUUUCCUUUUAAACCCAUUUUCAUGUAUCCAUUGAGGUUUAGGCCCCAACUCUCAAUAAGGUAUGGCCUCGGAUUAGAGUAUUUUCCUGAACCUCCACGGCUGUUUCUCCCGCCCAUGUUAGUAAGCAUGGUAAGCAUGUAGCUAUUGGAUUUAAUGCCCCACCCAGUAGAAAGCUCACAUUGUCCACAACGGGGAAUUUCGGAACAUUUCUGCGCUGAACAAUUGCCAUCUCUGUCCUGCUCCGUCAGACCGAACCUUCCCCAGAGCUGUUGCAGUUUUAUCAUGACAUUGUAUGGUUUUAUAAAGCUCUUACAUAACGUGUCUGGCCCUGGCCUGCUUACCAAGCUGCCUCAGUGGAAAUAAGGUGAUUUGUUUCAUUUCAUGUAAUGGCUGGUGUAGAGAUGUAGUGAGACUGCAGUCAUGCUGUCCCGUUCAGGGCUCAACUCACUGCUUUUUAAUCCUCAGGAAGGAAACAUGUCUUUAGAUUUUUUGAAAAAUGUUUUCAAACUGUCUUCUAACAUAAAUGUCCCAUUUGAUACAGAGGCCUAUUUUGUUUUUCUAAAUUUUAUUUGAGGUGUGUCUGAAUAUUAUUCAGUACACAGUCUGUACAUGGUCUACCUUCCUAUGUAUAAUGUUUUUAUUCGUAAUGACAUUCUGCGUGUGGUUUCUGUAUGUAAGAUGUGACUGAGUGCAGUAUCUGUUCUCUGUACAGUUCUUCUGUUUACAUUGUCCCCCAGCUGCAUCCAAGCAUUGCUAUUUAAUUUGUGUGGGAGUCUGAGCCAAUCUGAAGGAAAUUGGUUUGUGAGAUGUACAUGAAAUGGAUGUUAUUUUAUUCUUUAAUGAGAUGUAUUUCCUGCUUUUUAUGAAAAUAAAGAUAUGACGAAUGGGA